CUCUCUCAUUAACAACCAAACCCCAGACGUCUUCCUCAGAAAGAAAGAAAAACCUAAAUCCUUCACUUUCUCUCUCCAAUUCCCAACUUUCUCUCUGAAGAAUCCCCUACCUGUGGUGAUGGAAGAUACCGGCUCCGUCUUAAUCGAUCAAACCUACGAAUUCUCUGCUCCGCAAUUCUUCGACUUUAUUAAUGGAGAGUCGGAGGCGGAAACGAGGAACGCAGAGCUCUGGUUCGACACCGCCAUCAGCCAUGCGCCUUCCCCUUUUAUGCCUAGAAUCAAGACUGGUAGAUCUGUUGUGACAGAGAGUUUAUUAUGUGAUUUUAGUGAAGCAGACCAGCCACAGAAGGAGGUCUCCCAAUCAGCAGACUCAACAGUUACUAACUGUGCCUCGGAAACCAAGCCUCAAUCAGAGAUGAUGCCUGCUGAAAUCAAGGAAGAAGAAUUAACCCCCAAUGAGGCCAAGGAAGAAAACAAUGCAAGCCUUGUCAAUCUGGUUUCUGCAGAUGAAGAGGCUACAAAAGAUGACAAAGGUGGUGUAUGUACCCUAGAAAAUGGAAGUGCUUCAACCGAAGGAGCCUCGUCUGCUGUGGAAAGAAAAACUAAUGACAACAAGAGUCUACUGUCACUUCAAGUGGAAACUGAAGCUUGCACCCCUAAGCAACCAACAAUUUCUCAUAAAGAAAACCAGACUGAUUUGAAGAACCUGAAGGCUGAAAAGAUAAGAGGAACUGAAGCCUGCACCCCUAAACUACCCAUGACUUCCCAAAAUGCAAACCUGACUGAUUCAAAGAAGCACCAGACAGCUAAAAAGAUAGCUAGUUUGGUUAAAAAUCCAUCUGCAUUGAAGCCAAAAAAUCAUUCUCAAUUGUCACAAGCUAAAGGCAAACCACCAUCCAGUGUGAGAAGGGACCCAAGGGUAAAAAACCCUACGACGACCCAUAAUUUAGCUCAAGAAUACCAGGCCAUUAAGCGGCAGAAGCUGGAAGGAGGAAAAACUAGACAGAUUCUUAAUGUCAAACCACAAAAUUUGCCCCACAAGGGCAGUUCCAACCUGUGCCCUUCAACUGCCAAAACCAGUAAAGAGGACAGAAAGGUUUAUGUCCGAGAAGCUGCAGCUCCAUUCGUUUCAAUGGCAGAAAUGAUGAGAAAGUUUCAAUCCAAUACAAGAGGGAUGUCACUGCCAAACCUCAACAGUUCUCUUUCACAUGGUGAUGCUACUUCUAUCAUCCAGAGGAGACCCAAGCUCACAUUAACCAGACCCAAGGAACCUGAACUUGAAACAACUAAUCGGGUUCGUUCAGUCAGAGUAAAGAGCACUGCUGAGCUUGAGGAAGAGAUGAUGGCUAAGAUUCCAAAAUUCAAGGCUCGACCACUAAACAAAAAGAUUCUGGAAGCUGCAACCUUACCUGCAGUUCCAAGAAGUGUACCCCAGCUACCAGUAUUUCAGGAAUUUCAUUUGGAGACAAUGACGAGGGCCAAUCAGAAUGCAGAAUCUUCUACAGUAGCCUCAACUGAAUCUUCUUCUCUCCAGAAUCAUCAGUGGAAUCCUCAUCACCUAACUGAACCUAAAACCCCGCUUCUUCAAACAUCAUUGCGAGCACGUCCACCCCGGGUGAAAAGUUCUGUUGAGCUUGAGCAGGAGGCACUCGAAAAAGUUCUUCCAUUCAAGGCCAGGCCUUUGAAUAAGAAGAUAUUUGAAAGCAAAGGGGGUUUGGGCAUAUUCUGUAACACAAAGCGGCAAGUGACUAAGCCUCAAGAAUUCCAUUUCGCGACAGAUGAAAGGAUUCCACCACCACAAGCCUCUGUUACUGAUCUUUUUGAUAAGCUUUCUUUGAAUUCAGAACCUCACCGGGACAAUCAUCCAAUCCCAAGAAUCACCAAACCGAAUCCAUUCCAUCUCCACACGGAGGAAAGAGGAACUGAGAAAGAAACAAAAUUCGUGAUGAAGGUGAUGGAAAAAGAGAUGGAAGAGGAAAAAGCAAGGGUUCCCAGGGCCCAUCCAUAUCCAUACACCACUGAUUACCCCGUGAUCCCUCCCAAACCAGAGCCUAAGCCAUGUACAAAACCAGAACCAUUCCAACUGGAGAGCCUGGUGAGGCAUGAAGAAGAAAUGCUGAGGGAAAUGGAAGAAAGGAAGAGAAUGGAGAAGGAAGAGGCUGAAAGGAGGAGGUUCAAGGCGCAGCCAGUCUUGAAAGAGGACCCAAUUCCACUUCCAGAGAAAGCAAGAAAACCCCUGACACAGGUUCAGGAAUUCAAUCACCAUGUAGAUCAUCGAGCUGUGGAUAGAGCAGAAUUUGAUGAAAGGAUCAAGGAGAAAGAACAAAUGUAUAAGAGAUACAGAGAGGAGAGCGAGUCAGCAAGGAUGAUGGAGGAAGAGAAGGCGUUGAAACAGUUGAGAAGGACACUGGUUCCACAUGCAAGGGCGGUGCCCAAUUUUGAUCGUCCUUUCUGCCCUCAAAAGUCUUCAAAGGAGACAACCAAAGCAAAGUCCCCUUACUUGCGUGUGCUCCAAAGAAAAGAAAGGAGAAAAAUGACCUUGGCUACUGCCACCAGUGCUGCAGCUAAUAUUAUGAGGUGAUUCUUGCCCAGCUGGCUGCACGCGGUGUAGUGUUCAAGAACCCUUGAACUCUUAACAGUUUUCUGACUUCUCCUACAUUUUUAAUGCCAUUUCAUAUGUACUUUGAUUCACAGUAAUUCAAUGUUGUAAUUUUUGACUCAUCAAGAAGCUGGAAUGUGUAGUAUUUUCUUGAUGGGUUCUCAAAAUACUGGAUAGGAGAUAUUCUCCCAAUAUGGGGAAAAAAUAGAACUGUUUUCAGAUAAA
Messenger RNA from Vitis riparia (riverbank grape), 2824 nucleotides. Its product is annotated as protein TPX2. The transcript has 20 exons. The record is from RefSeq and is a predicted model, not a curated record. Gene Ontology annotation, molecular function: microtubule binding; protein kinase activator activity. Gene Ontology annotation, biological process: mitotic spindle assembly; regulation of mitotic spindle organization; activation of protein kinase activity. The coding region runs from base 119 to 2581 and encodes 820 amino acids. NCBI's taxonomy places the organism in Eukaryota, Viridiplantae, Streptophyta, Magnoliopsida, Vitales, Vitaceae. Gene Ontology annotation, cellular component: mitotic spindle; nuclear microtubule.